AGGGACACAGCCAUGUCAUGGCUGCCACGCCCACCACCCAGAUGUAUCUCUCCUCCACUCAGUCUGCGUUCACACACACCAGCAGCAACCCAAGAUGCCGUCUUUAGCCCAUUCGUUGUACGCCAUUGUUGAGUCCCGCGUUUCCGUGCUUUCGCCUCGUGCACUCGGUAGCAUCGCGCUCGUCGCCCUCGUCUUCGUCGCGCUGCUCUUUCCCCGCAGCCGUUCCGACCCGCAAUGGGCCAAUGUAGGCCACGUGUGGGGGGCCGAUUGGUCAUCGUUAAGUGCUCGUGGUAUGUGCCACGUUGACGUGGCGCAGUGCCACGCGGAGGCUACAUACUGGGCGAACGUGAAGCGGCGGAGCGAGAAGCUUGGGGGAGUGCUUCAGCCGCUGGACCUCGACACGCGCGGCACGGAGCUGUUCAUCGUGAGCCCCAUGUACCCGUGCCCCUUCGAAGAGCGCGUCGGCGAAUGGGGCGACGGCGGCAAGUGGACGUGCUUGAUACCCGGAGUACUCCAGCCCAACACCACGGUCUACAGCAUUGGCAGCCAUGGCUUGUACGACUUCGAGGAGCAGUUCGCCCAGGCGCACCCGUCCGCCAUCUUCACGUUCGACCCGUUCCUGAACCCGUUCGUGGAGUACAAGAUGCGCGCGUUGCCCUUCCUGCAGUUCCGCGCCGUGGGGCUGUCGGGGGAGGCCAGCCUGGACAAGUACAAGAGCAAGUACCCCACGAAGCUCUUUGCGACGCUGGCGCGGCUGCUGGCGCUGAUGAACCACUCGUACGUGGACGUGUUCAAGAUCGACUGCGAGGGGUGCGAGCUGGAGGUCAUCAAGGACAUGACCGCCCUGUACGGCGGCCCCCAACCAGCCAAGCUCGCCAUCCAUGGAGGCUCGCUCCCCUUCGGCCAAAUCCUCAUGGAGUUCCACAACCUGAACAAGCCAGCAAUUCUUCUUCCUGCAAUCUAUGCGCUCGAGAAUCUCGGAUACCGCAUGUUCCAUGCGGAGUUCAAUGCAAUCUGCACCAGCUGCGUGGAGAUCAGCUUCAUCCACGAAGGGCUUGUCAAGCCAUCCAAUCCUGAUAGUUGCUCGUAUUGAGGAGGAAGUUAGAUCAUAAUAAUGUUGAGCGUUAAAGCCCCAGUCUAAAAUAGCAAAGGUGUGUUACCGGUAAAUUAUAUUAUAUAUAUGAUUGUAGGCUUGGUAGGUGUUACUGGAUCCUACUGUAGAGGGUACAACCCCCCUUCUUGGUCCAACCACUUCUUUUCUCUCGAUAUUUUUUCUCCUUCCUAA
This is a messenger RNA of Closterium sp. NIES-67, 1285 nucleotides long. Lineage: Eukaryota; Viridiplantae; Streptophyta; Zygnematophyceae; Desmidiales; Closteriaceae. The record is from the annotation of a GenBank genome assembly.